Messenger RNA from Haliotis rufescens (red abalone), 1262 nucleotides. RefSeq lists its product as uncharacterized. The transcript is spliced from 11 exons. Bases 77 to 1126 code for a protein of 349 amino acids. The record is from RefSeq and is a predicted model, not a curated record. NCBI's taxonomy places the organism in Eukaryota, Metazoa, Mollusca, Gastropoda, Lepetellida, Haliotidae.
ACAUUAUAUAAUGAGUGUCACUUUCUGGCGGCACCAGUAGCUCAGUUGUGUACAGAGCUGGCAACAGACUCGAAACAUGAAGUCCUGUUUGGUUUUCGUCGUCAUGACUGCUUUGGCCAGAGUGAAUGAAGGCCAGACUUGUGGCAUGGGCCUGAUAGAGCAGUGUGCUGUCCAGCAUAUGAGUGCACAUCGCCAGGGUGUUCCAUGGGAUCGGUUGCCACAGUUCUGCAGUGACGCUGGUCAGGCCCUGGAUUGUAUGGAUGAAGUCGUUGCCACCUGUCCGGAAGAUGAAAGGAUCGGAUCAGUUGUAUCUAUCUAUGAUGACGGAGUUUCCGAUAUAUGUGAGGAGAUAGAUUCUGAGGAAGAAGACACAAAGAGAGGGACUGGUUGUUCUUCCAGAAGGAGGGGGCUCAUUCGGAGAUGCGCUCGCAGACUCCGCCGUCUUUCCUCCUCCCUCAGUAACCUUCGUUGCAGGAGAGUAGGAAGAACAGUGCGAUGUCUCCGAAAAAACAUAGCACGUUGCCCAGGUUCAGCCGACAGAGCCAUCACGAACAUGAUGACAAAUCUUUCGGAGAUGUGUGAAGAACCAUCAUUCACCAGAGCACCCCCAACCACCCUGGCACCAGUCACGACUACGCAAGCACAAGGCAUCUGCCCGGACGACUUCAUGAUGUCAAUACAAACAAGUGUUGGGGACAUAAGCGCCCAGAUGCAGGCUCUGUCAUCGGGAGCCGCGGAUCGCACACAGGCGUGCAGUUCUCUGACAAACAGCUUGGACCGUGUCUCCAACUUAACCGAAGACUGUCGGGAUAACCCUCAAUUUGCCAGCAUGGCCCACUUGUUCAAUGUGGACCAAAUCAGAACCCAGGCAAGCUUCAUAUGUCCGAGCAAUGGCGGAGGAGACGGAUGUCCGUCGAACUUCCAACAGCAGAUAAUGGAUUGCGUAACACCGAUGAAUAGUGGUGUAAACAUCGAAGACACAUCCGUCAGGUGCAGUAUGGCCCGGAGAACGUUCAGUUGUGUAGACGACCUGAUGGCCACUUGUGGCAGCAGACUAGGGCCUCUGUUACGUGAGAUGCAAUUUGACCAGGCAAGACAAGCCCUGAUGUCCAUAUGUCAAGCAUAGAACAACAGUUGUUCCUGGUAAUCUACAGUGAUGCAAUGCAUAUUCAUGAUGCCAUGCAGCAGCAAUCAUUCAAUUUAGUUUCUUUGUCCGUGUGCAUACCCGCUUUUCAAAUGAUUAAAUAGAGAUGGUCACUGAA